Molecule: messenger RNA, 1440 nt
Organism: Closterium sp. Yama58-4
Lineage: Eukaryota; Viridiplantae; Streptophyta; Zygnematophyceae; Desmidiales; Closteriaceae
Source: the annotation of a GenBank genome assembly
AUGAUGUUUGGUGAAAGGGAGGGGGAUGAGUGGGCACGUGACAAGGUGAAGGAUAGUGAGAAGAAGGUGAAUGAGCGGGCGGAGGGCGAGGUGAUGUUCAGUGGGAAGAAGGAGAGUAGGAGGGCAGAGCAGGACGUGAUGCUUGAGGAAAGGGAGAAGAAGAGGCUGAGGGAAUCGAAGGAGGUUGAGGGGAGAGGGGAACUGGGAUUGCAGGGAGGGGAGGCGGCUGGUUGUGAGGAAGUUGAAAAGGCUGGUUCAGGGUUUCAGGGAGAGGUGAAAGAGGUUCAAACGAAGCCUUUUUCAGACCCUAGACAGAUGAUACUGUCUCUAAAACCUAGAGACAUGAUGGUUUCCCUUGGUAUGAUGGACCCACACCGUCUGGUUGAGCUGGUGAAGAAGCAUGCCCGUGCUGCGGUGAAACCAGUGCCACGGUGUGUGAGACGACGACGGAGAGUUGUGAAGAUAGGAGAGGGAGACGCGGAGGGAGGUUCGGGACGGGAUACCUUUGCUAACUCUGUCGCUGACAAACGUGCUCCAUUGCCAGGAGGUGCUUCAACAAGGCAACACCCUUCUUCACGGAACACCCUUCGUCACGGCCAUUUCCAGCAGCAGCCUGCUCAUCCAACAAACCCUUCGAAGGACACCUUCAUCUCGUCGCCACGUCAGAUGCUCAAGAUCGCCAUGCUGUCCGCGAUUUUCUGCUUCUCCGUCGUCUGCGGGAACAUGUCGCUAAGAUACAUCCCCGUCUCCUUCAACCAGGCGAUUGGAGCCACAACCCCGGCCUUCACCGCCCUAUUCGUCGUCAUCAUCACCUUUCGCACCGAAGCAGCCACCACCUAUCUCACGCUCGUUCCAGUCGUUCUAGGCAUAGUCAUAGCCAGCAACUCGGAACCUUCCUUCCACCUUCUCGGCGUGAUCAUGUGCUUCUCGUCAACCGCUGCUCGCGCGCUCAAAUCCGUUGUACAGGGGCUGCUUCUAACGAGUGACAGUGAGAAGCUACACUCCAUGAACCUGCUCCUGUAUAUGUCGCCACUCGCGGUGGUGAUGCUGCUUCCAGCGAGUCUGUUUAUAGAGGGGAAUGUGCUGGCGGUGGUGGUGGCGAAAGCAAGGGACUCUCCUUGGAUUCUGGUUUACCUGUUGGCGAAUGCUGCAUUCGCCUACUUCACGAAUUUGACGAAUUUUCUGGUUACCAAGCACACCAGCGCACUAACCCUUCAGGUCUUAGGCAAUGCCAAGGGAGUGGUUGCGGCAAUCAUAUCAGUCUUGGUGUUCCUGAAGCAAAGAAGCGAUCGAAACACUGACGCAGGUUGCGAGAUCCAUGAAGGAGGUGGCUGCCUAGAAGGACCUACUUCAAUUGGUGGUGCUCUGCCGAAGUUCCUGGGCAUGGUUUUUCGAAGUUGUUUGGUACAGGCUCUGUGGCGAGCACCCAAGUUCAAGUAG